GCCGGAGUGUUAAGGCAGCUGCGCCGCUGUUUGUGUGUAUGGAGAACGUGUUGAAGAUUCACUGAGUCAUAGAAGAUGAAGUGGUGAAAACGUGAAAAUAAUAAUCAUUUGAAGAAAAUCGGAAGAAAUGACGACGACGAAGAAGAAGAAACUUCCACUCAGUGAGGCGGCGGCGGCGGCGUCCUCAGGUCAACAGUCAGCGGAUUACGUGGUCGGUCAAGUGUCGGGGAGUUUGUUCCAGAAAACGUCCUCAGCCUCAGGAUCGCUGUCCAAUCUGUUCGGCUCCGCUGCUCCGGCGGCCGCUCUUCUCUUUCAGCCUGUACCUGAGACAAAGUCAGAGCUGAAAGAGCAGCAGGAUGAAACUCCAGAGGUCAAAGGUCAGCCCAAGAAGAAGCAGCAGAGGGAGAAGAGGUCAGAGGCCGAGCAGAAGCUGGACAACAGGGAGAACGCUCUGCAGAACGCUGACGAAGAUGAGCAGGACACGUCCACGAAGAAGAAGACGGCGACGGUGAGGACAAAGAGGACGGCCUCAGAGUCGGGCGUCCACAACGACACCGAGCACUGGGUGAAGAAGAGACAGAGGACAAAAUCCUGCAAAGAGGAAGAGGCUGCCAAGACCAAGAGGACUGUGUUUGUGGGGAAUCUGCCCACCAGCUGCACCAAGAAGACGCUGAGGAGUUUGUUCAGAGACAAAGGAAACAUCGAGUCUAUACGCUUUCGCUCUGUGGUCAGAGAGGAUCCGUCCAUGUCCCGAAAAGUCGCAGCGAUCAAACGUCAGAUUCAUCCAAAGAAGCCGAGCGUCAACGCCUACGUGGUGUUUAAAGACGAGGGGGGCGUCGCCAAUGCGCUGGAGAGGAAUGGUGUGGAGAUCGAGAAAGACUUUGUCAUCAGAGUGGACAGAGUGACGGACAGCUCGUCGCACGACCACAAGCGCUCCGUGUUCGUGGGGAACCUGUCGUUUGAGAUAAGUGAGGUCGUGUUCCGGCGACAUUUUGAGCCGUGUGGGUCAGUGGAAGCGGUCCGACUGGUCCGAGACAAGAACUCUGGACUAGGGAAGGGAUUUGGCUACGUCCUGUUUGAGAACGCUGACUCGGUCAUGUUGGCACUGGAGCUGGACGGCUCGGCGAUGGACGGACGCUCGAUCCGCGUCAAACGUUCAGUGAAGAAAGAGAAGCAGAAGAAAACUAACAGUGAGCGAGGCUCCGCCCACGGCCCCAUGAGGGGGGCGGGGCGGGGUAGAGGCUCCGCCCAUGGCCCCAUGAGGGGGGCAGGGCGGGGCAGAGGAGCGAUGGCUACGCCCGGCAGAGGCUCUGCCCAUGGCCCCAUGAGGGGGACGGGGCGGGGCAGAGGAGUGACGGCUCCACCCGGCCGAGGCCGAGGCUUCAAGUCUCCACAGAAAUUGGGCAGGAACCAGGUGUCGGCCAAUGGCUCCGCCUCCUUCAGAGGACAGAUGGUGGAUCCAAACAAAAAGAUGAAAAAGAAAGAGAGAGUGAAGAGGAAACCAAAGCCAAACAAGGCCGUUCAUAUCUGACCCCUGUCGUCAUGACAACAGAACCAGGACCCGGUGAUCGUUCACUUCUUGUUUGUCGCGUUUGUACAAUGUGGAAAAAGUCAAAGAAAAACAUUUGAUUUUGUCGUUUUCUGUAAAUUCUGAAUGAAUUUUCAACAUAAAUGAAGUUUCUUGAUACCUCACUCACGAUUAUUUUUAA
Molecule: messenger RNA, 1709 nt
Organism: Solea solea (common sole)
Lineage: Eukaryota; Metazoa; Chordata; Actinopteri; Pleuronectiformes; Soleidae
Gene: rbm34
Product: RNA binding motif protein 34
Exons: 11
Coding region: 128-1531 (467 amino acids)
Molecular function (GO): RNA binding
Source: RefSeq, a predicted model, not a curated record